Molecule: messenger RNA, 894 nt
Organism: Manduca sexta (tobacco hornworm)
Lineage: Eukaryota; Metazoa; Arthropoda; Insecta; Lepidoptera; Sphingidae
Exons: 1
Coding region: 1-894 (297 amino acids)
Source: RefSeq, a predicted model, not a curated record
AUGAAUCCUUUAUUACCUAAACAGACGAAGACCAGCAAAAUAACACCUGCCCGCAAUAAUUCUGGUGACAGAGAUUCCUUUAACGUGACAUUGAGGAAAAAAGAAAACAUGUCGCACCUUAAACCUACAGAUGAUCUUCGCCAAUCCAUCCGUGAAGAGAUGUCUGCGCUAUUCGAUGAUUUUAAAUGUAGUAUUAUACGUGAGUUCGAUAUUAAAACUAGUGAAAUAUUAAACCGACUCAUUAAAGUUGACGAGACCAUCUAUAAUUUAGAGAGCAAAUAUGAGAAACUGAAAGUGGACUUUGAAGACAGCGUAAAAACUGUUAACCAACUAAAGACUGAAAACCAGGAUCUCAAAUCGACAGUUAUGAGUCUUACUGAUCGAGUGUCUCAGCUCGAGCAGCACUCUAGAGCGGCUAAUGUGGAAAUCCAAUGCAUUCCUGAGUUUAAUAGGGAAAACCUGAUCACUACAGUUAAACAAAUUGCUUCUACCAUCAAAUACAAUCUAUGUGAGAAUGAUAUUCAUCUGUGCACUAGGAUCUCGAAAAUAAAUAAAGAAAAUAAACGGCCACGCUCUGUUGUCGUUAAAUUCAGCUGUCCCAGAGUACGUGAUGGAUUCUUAGCCGCAGCGGUAAUCUUCAACAAGAAGGCUACCACCAACGAAGACAAGCUUAACACCAGUCACCUUGGGAUCGGAGGAGAAAGACGACCUGUGUACAUUGGAGAGCAUUUGUCACCGGCGAUGAAGAGUCUACACGCGGCAGCUAGAGCACGGGCCAAAGAACUUCACUAUAGAUUUGUAUGGGUAAAAAGCGGAAAGAUAUUCUUACGCAAAACGGAAACUUCUGAGUACAUACUGAUAAAUUCGGCUACUUCACUAGCUGAGUUAAAGUAG